Python bivittatus (Burmese python) is the source of this 1701-nucleotide messenger RNA. RefSeq names its product hydroxysteroid 11-beta-dehydrogenase 1-like protein A. Gene Ontology annotation, molecular function: oxidoreductase activity. The record is from RefSeq and is a predicted model, not a curated record. Gene Ontology annotation, cellular component: intracellular membrane-bounded organelle. NCBI's taxonomy places the organism in Eukaryota, Metazoa, Chordata, Lepidosauria, Squamata, Pythonidae.
AUUUCUGAACUUUGUAAUGAGCUUGUGAAGAAAAAGGUGCUGCAGCUUAAUGAUUGAUCUCAGAAGCUGGCCAUGGCUGCGAUCAGGAUCGCCCUGGCUCUCCUGGUUGGGCUCUGCGCUUACUAUUUCUACCCGCAAGAAACGUUCUCCGCAGAGAUGGUGCGAGGAAUGCGCGUGCUGGUGACGGGGUCGAGCUCAGGCAUUGGGGAACAAAUGGCCUACGAAUUUGCGCGAAUGGGGGCCCAUCUCAUGCUGACCGCCAGGAGGGAGAACCGACUGCAGGAGGUGAUGCAGAAGUGCCAAAAGCUGGGAGCAAGUUCUGUCCACUACGUGGUUGCGGACAUGAGCAAUCUGACCUCUGCCCAGAAGGUUGUUGAAGAAACUAAGGCCCAGAUGGGAGGUCUUGACCAGCUAGUUCUGAACCACGUUGGAGGAACAAUGUUUGGUCCAUUCCAAGGAACAAUUGAGUCUGUGAUCAGGUCUAUGAAUGUGAACUUCUUCAGCUAUGUCCAGUUAACCAUUUCUGCUAUGGACCUGUUGCAAGAAUCUAAGGGGAACAUUGUAGUCAUCUCUUCCAUGAGUGGACGUAUUCCAGGCCCCUUCGCUAUCUCGUACUCCGCAGCCAAGUUUGCAUUGGAAGGGUUCUACUCCUCGCUGCGUGCCGAGAUGCGCCUGCGGAAAAUAGACCUGCCCAUCACUGUGGCCGUGCUGGGCUACAUCGACACCGACAUGGCCCUGAACUCAGUGGGCGAUAAAAUCACCCAGAAGGCAAGUUCCAAAGAAGACUGUGCCCGGCAGGUGGUGAAGGGCGGAGUGCUGCGCUACCGCGAGGUCUUCUACCCUUAUUGGGCUGUGAAACCCAUCCUGCUUUACCGAGAGCUGCUGCCAGACCUCGUGGAUCAGGUCAUGGCCUACGGCUACAAACUGGAGAACAUCCUCUGAGAACUCCAGGCUCGAGCAACCCCUCUGCGCCGCGCAAAGAUCGGGACUGCUUGCUACUUCCACCCACGGCAUUUGCCGCAAGGGGCAACUGAAACACUUCGCACCCAACCCCUGCAGGGAAGGUAACAAUGGGCAAAACAUCUCCAUUCCUCCCUCCUUUCCUGAGACCCUGGCAUAGGAUUUGUAGUCCUUGCCUGUUAUCCAAAUGCAGCAGUCACGUUGUGUGAAACGCAGCAGCAAAUCUAACACUUCUGGGGUGCCCCAUUUUUCCAACACCUGUGUGGGAACCUGGAAGCAAACAGUCACUGAACCUACAAACUGAGGCCUUCCAGAUCAUCACAGAAACAAGAAGCAAGCUGAGGACUUUCGGUCCUGAUUACUCAGUAGAGAAAGUCACACCACAGUGGGCCCAGUGCAAGAUCCUGGUAUUAACCUUGACUAAGUGGGAGGAAGAAAACCAAACCACUGAUGCUUUUACCCACUGCCACAAAUCAAUCACAGGUGUCGUUUAUAUAAAGCCAUGCGCAACAUUUCCUGGGUCCGUAUCCAAUACAACUAGAUCGGUCCAAUGCACUGCUCCCAUGUAAUGCAAAAGCUGGAUUCACACAACACACCAAACUGCAACGUAGCCAACCCUGGCUGAACCCAGCGGGGUGCAAACCCAGCUCAUGUGCUCAGUUAUGGGGACGCUGCGCUGGGCGAGCCCAGAAAAUUGAAUUGUUCAUGUAGUGUUCAGUAAAUCAAAAGAUCCUGACUGGA